GCCUGUGUGCAUGUAUGAGGGCAGUAGAGUCGAUAUUUCGCGCUUUUAUAGAUAAACAGAAGCUGAAGAGGAACUUGCUGAACUUUUUGGUCCCACUGAAAUAGGACAUCAUGCCUGUUCGACGGGGACACGUUGCGCCCCAGAACACCUUUCUGGACACCAUCAUUCGCAAAUUCGAGGGGCAGAAUCGCAAAUUCAUCAUCGCCAAUGCUCGAGUUGAAAACUGUGCCAUUAUCUUCUGCAAUGAUGGCUUUUGCGGCAUGUGCGGCUACACACGUGCAGAGGUCAUGCAAAAGCCGUGUACAUGCAGUUUUCUGUAUGGACCGCAUACUGGAAGACCAGCGAUGGCCCAGAUGGCCAAAGCCUUACUGGGCUCUGAAGAAAGAAAAGUGGAGAUCUGUCUAUACAGAAAAGAUGGUGUUUGUUUGCCGUGCCUUGUGGAUGUGGUUCCAGUUAAGAAUGAGGAAGGUUUAGUCAUCAUGUUCAUCCUGAACUUUGAGAUAGCGGGUCAGUCGGACAGACCCAUCGACAGCUCACCGGCCAGACACAUCAACCACAAACACACCAUCCCCUGGCUCUCUAAAGCAAGAAGACACAAACUCAGGUUGCCUUUGCCCCUGCUACGCUCCCUGAGUGGCAGUAAACAGUCUCUGCAUGACGAUUCUGAAAAAGGCUACAUGCAGCCAAUGCCCCAUAUGGGCCACGAGUCUGUAGCCCUGGACAAACUGCUCUCCCUGCCUGAACGCUCUGCACUCGGGGGAUCUCAGCUGUUAUGGGAAGAUAAGGCUCAAAAUGAGCCUGAAAUUGAGCCGCGGCCAUCAGAAGGGUCCCCUCCCCUGCCCCAGGGCUUCUCCCAGUCCUCCCUGCGUCUGCGCAACCUUACCUCAGAGGCCUGUCCGUCCAGUUGCAGUAUGGCUCACAGUCGCUCCUGUGAGAGCCUGUGCGGCAUGCGGCCUUCACCCUCCACCACUGACUUCAACUGGGACAGGAAGCUGCCCGUCAGACCUAGUAGCACAGGCGCCAUGCACCGCAAAGCCAGCUUACAGAAUGCUACUUCUGACUCAGAUCUCAUUCGGCUCCGGACCUCAGUUCGGGGUCCUCAAAUGCCACACAACUUAGAUAUGAAGCCGGACCCCUUAAUUGCUGUUCCGCCUAGUGAGAUUGACAUCCUCGCCCCCUGCAAACUAAUAGACCGGACCCAUAAUGUGACAGAGAAGGUCACUCAGGUACUGUCUCUGGGUGCGGAUGUCCUACCUGAGUAUAAGCUGCAGGCUCCCCGUAUCCAUAAAUGGACCAUCUUACACUACAGCCCCUUCAAGGCAGUCUGGGACUGGGUCAUCUUGCUGCUGGUCAUCUAUACAGCAAUCUUCACACCUUACUCAGCUUCGUUUCUGCUCAGCGACGAAGAAGAGGCCGCCAUGCAGCGCUGCGGUUACUCCUGCAGUCCACUCAACGUGGUGGACCUCAUUGUGGAUAUCAUGUUCGUAGUAGACAUUGUGAUUAACUUUCGCACAACCUACGUAAACAGCAACGACGAAGUGGUUAGUCAGCCUGGACGGAUAGCCAUCUACUAUUUUAAAGGCUGGUUCCUCAUUGACAUGGUGGCUGCCAUCCCCUUCGACUUGCUCAUUUAUCGUUCAGGGGAAGAGACAACUACUCUGAUUGGCCUGCUGAAGACUGCUCGGCUGCUGCGAUUGGUGCGUGUGGCACGUAAACUGGAUCGUUACUCUGAGUAUGGCGCUGCGGUGCUUUUUCUCCUCAUGUGCACCUUUGCACUUAUCGCCCACUGGCUGGCCUGCAUCUGGUAUGCUAUUGGGAACGUGGAGAGGAACAGUAAUUCUCGGAUUGGUUGGCUUGAGUCUUUGGGGGAUCAGCUGGGGAAGCCUUAUAAUAUUUCGAUAUCUGGCUCAGGACCCUCGAUUAAAGAUAAAUAUGUCACUGCCCUCUACUUCACCUUCAGUAGCCUCACCAGCGUGGGCUUUGGAAACGUCUCCCCAAACACCAAUUCCGAGAAGAUCUUUUCUAUCUGUGUCAUGCUUAUUGGAGCGCUGAUGUAUGCUAGCAUAUUUGGAAAUGUGUCAGCCAUCAUCCAGAGGCUGUACUCUGGCACUGCACGUUACCACACUCAGAUGCUGCGGGUUCGGGAAUUUAUCCGUUUCCACCAGAUCCCCAACCCACUCAAGCAAAAACUGGAGGAGUACUUUCAACAUGCUUGGUCCUACACGAACGGCAUUGACAUGAAUGCUGUGCUGAAGGGGUUCCCAGAGUGCUUACAGGCAGACAUCUGUUUGCAUCUAAAUCGUACAUUGCUGCAGAACUGUAAAGCUUUCAGGGGUUCCACUAAAGGCUGUUUACGUGCUUUGGCUAUGAAGUUCAAGACCACACACGCCCCACCAGGAGACACCUUGGUCCAUGCUGGUGAUGUGAUUCCAGCGCUAUACUUCAUUUCUCGUGGCUCCAUUGAGAUCUUAAAGGGAGAUGUGGUAGUGGCCAUUUUAGGCAAGAAUGAUAUAUUCGGAGAGCCCAUUAACUUAUUUGCACGUCCUGGAAAGUCCAGUUCUGAUGUGAGAGCACUGACGUACUGUGACCUGCACAAAAUCCACAGAGAUGAUGUACUGGAAGUCUUGGACAUGUAUCCAGAAUUCUCAGAUUACUUCUGGAGCAACCUGGAGAUCACCUUCAAUUUGAGAGACACUAACACUAAAGCCGGGUCAACGAGCAGUGACCCUGAUGAUUCUGACCAUGGCUGUCUUGACCCUCACACGCGAAGUACAAAGCUGUUGUUUCGUUCCAUAAGAAACUCUAGCGGACAAGUAACAGACACAGAGUGGACAGAAGACAAGCUCAAAAGGAUGACUCUCCAAACACAGGUCCCAAACAAACAGCACGAGGACAGACAAGCCGCUCAUCAGGAGCAGGAUAUCUUUGCUUCCCAGUCCAGCAGUGAUGAAGAGGAAGAGACUCGACGGCCCACUACGAUAGUGGACUGCUCUCAGAGCCAUAUCACUAGCAUAAGCAAUGCUAAAAGGGACAAGAACCUCAAAACCAGUAACUCUUUCAACGUGCUGUCAGGAGCUCUUUCGGGGGUUUCUAACGUCUUCAGCUUUUGGGAGGACAGUCGUGGCCAUCAGUACCAGGAAGUACCUAGCCACAGCAUGUCUUUCACCUCAUCUUCGGUUCCCUCCAAUACCGUCCUGAACAAUGUCACCCAUCGUCAUUGCACUGAGGUAGAGAACAGACUGGAAAUGAUGCAUAGACAACUCCAGCGAUUGGAGAAGCGUAUGUCAACAGACAUUGGGGCCAUAAUGCAGUUGCUUCAGAGGCAGAUGGUGCUGGUUCCACCAACCUAUAGCUCUGUGACGUCCCCUACAGAAGCACCUCCAAAUCCACCCAAACCAGGCCAGAAACUGGUCCAUCCUUUAGAGACAGAAAUGCCAGCCAUUCUUUCUGAGAUACUUGAUCCCCACUACUCUGCUGGCAGUCCCAGUGAAAGUAUGCCAGGUACAACGGAUUGUUCCCUACAGCCCUCCUUUGAGACUCCUUGUAGGGCUUAUACAGGGAGAUGGCCACAUACCAUGAGCCACAAUGCAGGGAACACAUCUGGUAAUCUUACAGCACUCACCGGCCGCCAACAAACAGUCAUGGUUGAUCAAGGUAGUUAUUGUUUCAUAAAUGCAGAGCCUAUUGGAACUGUUCACCAUCCACAGGCUGGUCGGAGGACAGAUUUAGAGUCCUCCGAGUGUUCAAGACGCCUGUCAUUGCCAGCGCAACAUCAGGUAGAGGAUGAUUCCUCAAUCCAAAAAAGACAUGACUCUGAUCCUAGGUGUUAAGAGUGAAACUUUUUUGCACCAUCUCAGUGGAAAACAAUGCGUACAACCUGACGGACCACCACAAUGUUGGCAGGAUGUUUUGAAGAUCUUCUACUUCAGGUUCAUGUUGAUUACCUCAGAAAGUCUGUUGUAGAGGCAUCGUUAAUGUCCCUGUAGUUUGGUAAAUUUGUAUUAGCUGGUCUAACGACACUCAGUAGCUGCGUUUGCAUGGUUCAAUCGGAAUGAAAUCAAUCCGAUUGAUGAAUACGAACAUGGUGUUUACAUCAACGAUAAAUGAAGUAAUCGGGUUGAUGUUCACGUUUUAAAUGGGACCUGAUCAAUGUUGUCUCCAUGACAACUUGCUGUGGAUCGCUAUGACAAUCCUGCGGACUUAGGCACCUAGAUUAUGAUGCCAGCCAUAGCGACUCUCCAGGCCUACACAUACAUGUACAACUCAGACAUACUGUACAUACACAGAUAUGCAAUCACCCGCCCCAUACCCCAUCCCUCGCCUUCGCCGCUUAGUCUGACAGGCGGGUCUGUGACUAGCACCGAAAUGGUUGCAGGACUGGAUGGCUGUUUGCCUGCGCUGGGCUACCUCCAU
Messenger RNA from Pimephales promelas (fathead minnow), 4413 nucleotides. It is a transcript of the gene kcnh2a, whose product is annotated as potassium voltage-gated channel, subfamily H (eag-related), member 2a. Gene Ontology annotation, cellular component: plasma membrane. Gene Ontology annotation, biological process: regulation of heart rate by cardiac conduction; potassium ion transmembrane transport; membrane repolarization during cardiac muscle cell action potential. The record is from RefSeq and is a predicted model, not a curated record. Lineage: Eukaryota; Metazoa; Chordata; Actinopteri; Cypriniformes; Leuciscidae. Gene Ontology annotation, molecular function: inward rectifier potassium channel activity.